AUGGCUCCUAUCAUGUUAGAUUAUGGUGACCUGUCAGAUGCAUUGCACAAUGGUCUAGAUAGGCUGGACCCCAUCGCCAUUGUCGGGUACUCCUUUCGAUUUCCCGGAGACGCAACAGACUCCAAAGCAUUCUGGAAUAUGAUGAUGGAGAAAAGAUGCGCCGUGUCAGAUACACCAGAAGACCGGAUUAGUAUUUCCCAAUGGCAGCAUCCUGACGGCAGGAGACGAGGACAGUAUUCCGCUCAAGGAGGUCAUUAUCUGAAAGAAGAUGUGUCCCUCUUUGAUGCCCCCUUCUUUUCUCUCUCCGCAGAUGAAGCUGCAGCGCUGGACCCGCAGCAUCGGCAUCUCAUGGAAGUCACAUAUAGAGCAUUGGAAAAUGCGGGCAUUCCAAUGGAAAAGGCAGUGGGGUCUCAGACAUCCGUUCAUGUCGGCUGCUUUAACGGCGAUUACAGACUGAUGGCAUGUAAGGAUGUAGAGAUGACUGCAGAUUAUGACGUGGUCGGCAUGCAGAUGAGCAUGAAUGCAAACCGACUUAGCUGGUUCUUCGAUUUCCGAGGAACAAGUAUGAAUAUAGAUACCGCAUGUUCGAGCAGCCUCAUAGCCAUGGACUUGGCUUGUCAGGGUUUACGGAGCGGAGAAACAGACAUGGGUGUUGUGGCCGGCACCAAUCUCAUAUUAUCACCCGACAUGAUGCAGGCGUUUUCAAACGUCAACAUGCUAUCGCCAGACGCCCGCAGCUACAGCUUCGACCACCGUGCCAAUGGGUACGGGCGAGGUGAAGGUACCGGAACAUUGGUGAUCAAGCGCCUUGCGGAUGCGAUUCGAGACGGCGACACCAUUCGCGCUGUCAUCCGCUCGGCCGGAUCGAACCAAGAUGGCCUCACGCCAUCUGGUAUUAUGCAGCCCAGCGGCGCCGCGCAGGCCAAUUUGAUCCGUGAUACAUACGCCAGGGCUGGUCUGAGCAUGGAGCCGACUCGAUUCUUCGAAGCUCACGGCACUGGCACGCAGGUCGGAGAUCCGAUCGAAUGCAAUGCACUAGGUGAUGCAUUCCGUGGGUUUCGUACUGUGAAAGACCCUCUCUUUUUGGGCGCGGUGAAAUCGAAUAUCGGCCAUCUGGAGGGUGCGAGUGGUAUUGCGGCCGUCAUCAAGACGAUACUCAUUCUGGAGAGCGGCUUGAUCCCGCCCAAUACCAAUUUCGAGAAGCUCAACCCCAAGAUUGAUCUGGAGUUCCUGGGCCUCAAGCUGCCGCAUGACCCAACGCCAUGGCCCACGCUUGGCCUGCGUCGUGCGUCUGUCAACUCCUUUGGCUUUGGGGGCUCGAAUGCCCACGUUGUCUUGGACGAUGCUUAUAACUACCUCCGAAGUCAUGGCCUUGUCGGAAACCACACCACGGUUGACUACCCUCCGGUACCUAAAUCUUCAAACGGUGCAUUGAGUGAACUGGACAAGCCCUCGGUGGCUUCUCCCUCAACAACCUUGCCUUUGCCGAAGCUUUUGGUGCUGUCAUCCGCGAGCAAGGCUGGGGUCAAGCAUGUUGCUGCUGCAUACAAAUCAUACUUUGAAACCGUUGAAGUUUCGCCAGAUGAGCUUUGCCAGUAUACGGCAAACUUAGCUCACACUCUGAACACCCGCCGAAGCGCCUUACCCUAUCGAAGCUUCUGGACAGCGUCUAGCUUGAAGGACCUCCAGGAUGUGGGACGGAAGACGAGUGAGGCUUACCAAGCCAUCGAGAAGCCUGUGCUGGGUUUUGUAUUCACAGGACAAGGCUCACAGUGGGCUGGGAUGGGCCGUGAACUGUUCAACUAUCCUGUCUUCAGAAAUAGCAUCUGGCAAUGUGGCCAUGAUCUCCAAAGUUUUGGAUGUCCUUGGUCCUUGCAAGACGAACUCCUUCGCGAAGACACAUCAUCCAGAAUCAACGAUCCUGAGAUAGCACAACCAGCGAACACCGCCCUGCAAAUUGCACUGGUCGAUCUGCUUCACAGUGUGGGAAUAAAUCCUGCCGUAGCGAUUGGACAUUCAUCUGGUGAGAUUGCAGCAGCGUAUGCGGCUGGGGCUCUUUCAACGAUGGAAUCUAUGCGCAUUGCAUACUUUAGAGGUGUAUGUGCUACGGAGCUAUCAAAGACGCAACAACUAGCCGGAUCGAUGAUUGCGGCCAGUUUAUCCGAGGCGGAUGCACAUGGCUAUAUUGACGAGGUAUCCAAGGUGCAUGGCCGAUGUGGUCUUCAAGUAGCCUGCAUAAACAGCCAAAAGAGCGUGACAAUAUCUGGAGAUGAAAACCAGGUCGACACCCUCAAAGAUCUCUUCGAAUCAUGCAACGUUUUCUCUAGAAAACUGAAAGUUCCAGUGGCCUACCAUUCGUACCAUAUGGAUCGAAUUGCUUCUGUCUACAAAGAACAGAUGAAUGAUCUUCAGCCCAUGGAAAAGAAUUCCAAUGGCUGUGUCAUGAUUUCUUCACUGCGCAUACCGCAAUACUGGGUUGAUAAUCUCACUUCCCCCGUGCAGUUUGCCCAGUCGCUCCUUCAGAUCUGUACCGAGUCCGGUCGGAAGAUCAGAAAGAAGCUCGACGGCAGUCAUCGCUCACAGCUCGGAGUAAACGUCUUGCUUGAGGUUGGACCCCAAGCGACUCUGCAACGUCCAAUUCGCGACCUGCUUGAGACCCUCUCGUGGGGCCAGGAAAACGCGGCCCAUAACAUUCUGGAUGCGUUAGGCCGCCUCCAUUGCCUUGGCCUUCCAGUGGAUCUUGGGAGGCACGCCCUUGUGCUCACUGACCUACCAGAAUACCCUUUCAACCACUCAACCUCUUACUGGCGUGAAAGCCGAGUCAGUAGACGACUUCGAAUCGCGGAUCAAGGGAAAUUAGAUCUUCUUGGAAAGCCGAUGCCCUGGGUUGAAGAUCAUGUCAUCAAUGGAACUUUGAUUUACCCAGCAGCGGGCAUGCUUGUCAUGGCGAUCGAAGCUGCUAACCAAAUGUCCAGUCCUGGCAAGAAGGUUGAAGCUUUUCAAACAGCUGACGGGGUUGAGACCAACCUGCAUCUCCGUACAUUGACAGACGGUACCAGCUCUGCAUUUCCGUGGCUAGAGUUUCGACUCUACAACUGCCACGGAUUUAUCAAAGUCAAGUAUCAAACGAUGAGUGAUGACUUUUCAGAAGAAAACCAACAAUUUGCGGACUGCAUGCAACAGGAUAAUCGGCUCUCGAAAGCCUGCGCCAUGGAGUUCAGCGAGGAGAAAAUGUACAAAUGCCUUAAGGAAAGUGGAUUCGAAUUUGGACCGACUUUCCAGACCGUGUUCAACGGCAAAUGCAGCAAGGAACACCAGGCGAGAUCCUCAUUGAAGAUCUUUUCUUGGCCUACCGAUCAGCACCCACAGCCUCACAUAGUUCAUCCCACAACCCUAGAUGGCAUCCUCCAUCUCACUGCUGCGGCUCUUUCGGAGGGUGGACAAGCAAGAAAUCUAUGGGUUGCCAAAGAGGGCCUCAGUCAUCCUUCUGCCGCUGUCAUUCAUGCUUCUACCUGGGUCAAGUCUCUCCAUAGCCGAGGACAUGAAUUUGAUAUCUGUGCUAUGGAUGAGCAAAGAACUCGGGUGCUUGCAAAGGUCCACGGUCUGCAGUCCACAAUUGUUGCAGAUAGCCCAUGGGAGUCUUUUGGUGAUAAUGAUGAUAAAUUGACCGUUCACCAUCUCCAUCAUUUCCCAGCACUGGAUUUACUUGACCCUGACCGGCUCGCGAGAUAUUGUGCGCAAAGUCGGCCGGACGGCCCAGCGCCCUUGGAAUAUUUCAGAGAUGUGAAUUUUGUUCUGUUCAGAUUCCUCAGUCAAGCGCUAGACAACUUGGGCGAUGUGAACCCGGAGAAAGUUUUACCCCACAUACAACGAUAUAUCGACUGGGCGAGACUUCAGCGGUCAAAAUUUGAGGCUGGUGAGCUUCCACUUAGUCGCCCAGAAUGGAAGUAUCUUUUACAUGAUACCGAGUACUUCAAAUCUGCCUGUGAUCGGCUGUCUGUCGCAAACGCCCAGGGUUAUGCGUUUGUACACACAGGGUCCAACCUGCUUCCAAUUCUGCGCGGGGAGCAGGAUCCCAUACAGUUUCUCUGGAAGGAUGACAUGAUGAGCAACUUCUAUCGGUUCUACCUCAGGGCUCAAGCACAGCUGAACCCAGGCAUGAGAAUUCUCGAAAUUGGGGCCGGAACGGGAGGAACAACAGCCCAUAUCCUGAAGGCCUUGUCUCAGGGAAGUGGGAUCUCUCCUGGUAGCCCCUUGUACGCAUCCUAUGACUACACCGAUAUCUCCCCGGCUUUCUUCGACACCGCCGCCAAGCGCUUCAAAGACUUUCCACGCAUGAAUUUCAGGGUUCUUGAUUUAGAAUCUUACGACUUGGUGGUAGCGGCAAAUGUUUUGCAUGCCACUCCUGAUAUUUGUGCGACAAUGAGGAACGUGAGAAAGCUUCUGAAGCCCCGUGGAAAAGUGACCUUGUUUGAGAUCACCCGCCCAGAAAUUAUUCGGUCUGGAUUUGUUGCCGGUUUGAUGGAAGGUUGGUGGGCAGGAAAAGAGGACAACAGGAUUUGGAGCCCGGCGAUGACGGGCACGCAAUGGGAUACAACCUUUAAGGACACAGGGUUCUCGGGAGCGGAUAUGGAGAUUCCAGAAUUUCUCGACGCAGAAUGUCAAGAAAAUUCUGUCCUGGUUACCACUGCUUCUAAUGAAACCCUACGGGCGCCUCUGAACGUCUUUUUCGUGUUCGAUGAGAGUUCUACGGCACAAAGAAGAUUGUACGAACAGACUACGAAGUCACUGAAGGCACAGCAGUCGGAGUCAAACAUCGCUGGCGGCGACCUGAGCAAGUGUAUUGCACUCCCGUCCUUUGUCAACACGACACUGAUCUUCAUUCAUGAGACGGAGACCCCGCUGCUGGAUGGUAUGAGUCAGGAAGCAUUUUCUCAAAUUCAAUAUGCGGUAACCCACUGCACUUCUAUCCUCUGGGUAACUGCGGGUGGUGGAUGCUUCUCCAAGAAGCCUGAAUACACCAUGGCGGAUGGAUGGGCUCGAACUCUGCGAGCUGAGCAUGAGAACCUGCGCAUGACUACACUUGCUCUUGAUCUGGACAACCAAAUCAGCAGCGAUCCGGUAUCGCAUAUUAUGCGUGUUCUCACACACGAAAUUCUUGACCUUGAGCAGACGAAUUACGAGCCUGAAUUUAUGGAGAUUGAGGGGAUUCUUCAUGUGACACGCGUCAAGUCAAGCAAAUCCUUGACCGAUGACCUUCAUGCAGCAUCUCUUCCGCGCCAGUCUGCAACCAAGUCGCUGGGUGAUGCCGGAUCCGUCAAACUCGCGUAUAAAAUGCCAGGUCUCCUGGAAACAUUGCAUUGGUCCGAUAGCAACGAGUACCUAGAGCAGACAAUUCAGUCGCAUGAGGUGGAGAUGAAUGUGGAUGCAGUUGGAUUGAAUUUCCGCGAUUGUGAGAUUGCUCUGGGAAAAGAUCCCAAGACGGCAUUUGGGCAGGAGUGCGCAGGAACAGUAACCAGAGCAGGUGAGUUCUCUGGGUAUCAGCCGGGUGAUCGGGUCGUGGCAUUCGGUCCAGGAAAGUUCAAAACCACAGUCAAGAGUGGAGUGAAUUCGACAUGCAGGAUCCCGGAUUUUCUUUCCAUGACUGAGGCAGCUAGCAUCCCAGCUCAGUUUGGAACGGCUUGGCAAGCUAUCGUCGAAAUUGCUCGCCUUCAAAGGGGUGAGAGUAUUCUAAUCCAUGCAGGAGCUGGCGGUACUGGCCAGGCAGCCAUUCAGAUCGCCCAGUAUAUUGGUGCGGAGGUCUACACCACCACAAGUACCCAGGAGAAGAAGCAAAUCCUCACCGACGUUUACGAAAUCCCUGCGAAUCAUAUCUUUUACAGUCGAGAUACAAGGCGUGGCGUGGAUGUUGUGCUCAAUGCCUUGGCUGGUGAAGCUCUUCUUGCAUCUUGGGAAUGCAUUGGGAAUUACGGAAGAUUAGUGGACCUCGGUUGCAGGGACUCUUUGUCUUCGAUGAGCCUUCCCAUGGCACAGCCUGGCCGACAAGCAUCUUUCACAUACUUUGACAGUUUGAAUUGGAUGCACGAGAGACCCGACGCUGCAAGACGAGGAGUCGAGGCGAUAUUCGAUCUUUUUGCCGAAGGAAAACUGCAUUUGCACAAACCACUUCAACUCGAAAGUGCCAGCAACCUUGAAGACGCCUUCCACUUGAUGCAGAGUGGCGGCAUAAUAGGGAAACUGGUAUUAGAGAUUUCCCCGGAGGCACGUGUACCAACCAUCCUCGACACAAGGGCCUCGUUCAAUCUCAACGCAAACGCUACAUAUCUUGUUGCGGGUGGUCUGGGAGGCCUUGGUCGAGUUGCUGCGCGUUGGAUGGCUGCUCGGGGCGCCAAACACUUGGUUCUUCUUGGGCGUUCAGGAGCUAAAACAAAAGCAGCGCUCGCCCUAGUUGAUGAGCUUGAAGCACAAGGCGUACAAGUUAAAACACCUCCGUGUGAUGUGGCCGACCCAGCAUCUGUCAGUCGUGUCAUUCACGAAGUGGCGCAGACAAUGCCUCCAAUCAAGGGCUGCAUUCAAGGCUCGAUGGUUCUUCGAGACCAACCAUUCGAGCGGAUGAGCUACGAGGAGUGGAAAACAGCGGUUGGCUGCAAAGUUCGUGGUUCUUGGAACCUCGAAAUGAAUCUUCCAAAGGACCUUGAUUUCUUCAUCCUACUUUCCUCUGCCAACGGCCUGCUUGGCAUACCCAGUCAGUCGAAUUAUGGCGCCGGAAAUUCCUACUCCGAUGGACUUGCCCGAUACCGCGUCUCCAAAGGACAAAAGGCUGUUUCACUAGACUUAGGGGUCAUGAGCGACGACGGAUUGCUAGCGGAGACACCCGGCCUACUAGAGAAAGUCGUCGGCUACGGCAACGGUUCGCUGUUACCUGUUUCUCGUCCAAAGUUUUUGGGUCUCUUGGACCACUACUGCAACCCGGAUCGACCCAUUCUAACCCCAGAGACUUCGCAGGUGGUUGUUGGCCUUGCCCCUGGGGGUGACGGAUUUGUGGGCAAUGUACUCCUGGAAAAGCCACUGUUCAAUCACCUGAAAAUGGAUAACAUCACCACCGAUGACACCUCGAAAGAGGUAGAAGUCCAAUUCCAGAAGCUUUUCUCCGAAGCAACUUCGCUCGAGGAAGGGCGAGAGGUCGUGGCGAAGGCCUUGAUUAAUAAAUUAACGCAUUCCUACAAGGUCAUCCCCGAGGAUGCGGAGGUGGACAUACAUUCGCCUCUUCAUACCUUCCGAAUUGACUCGCUCCUGGCAGUGGAACUGUGCAACUGGAUCAGAAAGGAGUUUGUGGCUGAGCUGGCCGUUCUGGAAGUGAUGGGAGGCGCAACGUUAGCGAUGGUGGAUAUCCUGGUGGCGACGCGAAGUCAACUCAAGCAUCCUGAAUGGGUUUGAAUUAUGAAUAAUGCUGUACCUUAGC
Messenger RNA from Aspergillus steynii IBT 23096, 7462 nucleotides. RefSeq names its product polyketide synthase. The transcript has 18 exons. NCBI's taxonomy places the organism in Eukaryota, Fungi, Ascomycota, Eurotiomycetes, Eurotiales, Aspergillaceae. The record is from RefSeq and is a predicted model, not a curated record. Gene Ontology annotation, molecular function: 3-oxoacyl-[acyl-carrier-protein] synthase activity; fatty acid synthase activity; oxidoreductase activity. Bases 1 to 7437 code for a protein of 2478 amino acids. Gene Ontology annotation, biological process: secondary metabolite biosynthetic process; fatty acid biosynthetic process.